Molecule: messenger RNA, 3537 nt
Organism: Sciurus carolinensis (gray squirrel)
Lineage: Eukaryota; Metazoa; Chordata; Mammalia; Rodentia; Sciuridae
Gene: Sart3
Product: spliceosome associated factor 3, U4/U6 recycling protein
Exons: 19
Coding region: 30-2972 (980 amino acids)
Biological process (GO): mRNA splicing, via spliceosome
Cellular component (GO): cytoplasm; nucleoplasm; ASAP complex
Molecular function (GO): RNA binding; protein binding
Source: RefSeq, a predicted model, not a curated record
GAAGACCCGAGAGUCGCUGGAAACGCAAGAUGGCGACAGCGGCCGCAGCUUCGGCUUCGGAGCCGGAGGCCGAGCCCGCGGCUGGGCCCAAGGCUGAGGGGGAGGAAGAUGAAGUCAAGGCGGCUAGGACGAGGAGGAAAGUGCUCUCGCGGGCUGUAGCCGCUGCGACGUACAAGACCAUGGGGCCAGGGUGGGACCAGCAGGAGGAAGGUGUGAGCGAGAGCGAUGGGGACGAGGAGUACGCCAUGGCUUCCUCCGCGGAGAGCUCGGCCGGGGACUACGAGUGGGAGUACGACGAAGAGGAGGAGAAGAACCAGCUGGAGAUCGAGCGGCUGGAGGAGCAGCUGUCUAUCAACGUCUAUGACUACAACUGCCACGUGGACCUGAUCAGGCUGCUGCGACUGGAAGGGGAGCUGACCAGAGUGAGGGUGGCCCGCCAGAAGAUGAGCGAGAUCUUCCCCUUGACCGAGGAGCUCUGGCUGGAGUGGCUGCACGACGAGAUCAGCAUGGCCCUGGACGGCCUGGACCGCGAGCGCGUGUACGACCUCUUUGAGAAGGCGGUGGAGGACUACAUCUGUCCUAACAUUUGGCUGGAGUAUGGCCAGUACUCAGUUGGUGGGAUUGGUCAGAAAGGUGGCCUUGAGAAAGUUCGCUCUGUGUUUGAAAGGGCUCUCUCAUCUGUCGGUUUGCACGUGACCAAAGGACUUGCCAUCUGGGAAGCUUACCGGGAGUUUGAAAGUGCCAUUGUGGAAGCCGCGCGGCCCAUAGCUGGCUUCCUUUCCCCUUUUGACCGGGAACAAACCUUUGAUUCACAGCUUGAGAAAGUCCACAGUCUUUUCCGGCGACAGCUGGCGAUCCCACUCUAUGAUAUGGAGGCCACAUUCGCAGAGUACGAAGAAUGGUCGGAAGACCCCAUCCCCGAGUCGGUGAUUCAGAGCUACCACAAAGCCCUUCAGCAGCUGGAGAAGUACAAGCCCUAUGAAGAAGCGCUGCUGCAAGCAGAGGCACCGAGGUUGGCAGAAUAUCAAGCGUACAUCGAUUUCGAGAUGAAGGUGGGCGACCCUGCUCGCAUUCAGUUGAUCUUUGAGCGUGCCCUUGUCGAGAACUGCCUUGUCCCAGACUUAUGGAUCCGUUACAGUCAGUACCUAGAUCGACAGCUGAAAGUAAAGGAUCUGGUUUUAUCUGUACACAGCCGUGCUGUUAGGAACUGCCCCUGGACGGUCGCCCUGUGGAGUCGCUACCUCCUGGCCAUGGAGAGACAUGGAGCUGAUCAUCGAGUGAUUUCUGUGACCUUCGAGAAAGCUUUGAAUGCUGGCUUCAUCCAGGCUCCUGAUUACGUGGAGCUCUGGCAGGCGUAUCUGGAUUACUUGAGGAGAAGGGUUGACUUCAAGCAAGACUCCAGCAAGGAGCUGGAAGAACUGCGAUCCGCCUUCACUCGCGCUUUGGAGUACCUGCGGCAGGAGGUCGAGGAGCGUUUCAACGAGAGUGGAGAUCCAAGCUGCGUGAUCAUGCAGAACUGGGCUAGGAUUGAGGCUCGACUGUGCAACAACAUGCAGAAAGCGCGGGAGCUCUGGGACAGCAUCAUGACCCGAGGGAACGCCAAGUACGCCAGCAUGUGGCUGGAGUACUACAGCCUGGAGAGGGCCCAUGGCGACACGCAGCACUGCCGGAAGGCUCUGCACCGGGCCGUGCAGUGCACCAGCGACUACCCGGAGCACGUCUGUGAGGUGCUGCUCACCAUGGAGAGGAUGGAAGGUACUUUAGAAGACUGGGAUAUCGCUGUCCAGAAAACCGAAACCCGGCUGGCUCGCGUGACCGAGCAGAGGGCGAAGGCUGCAGAGAAGGAGGCAGCCCUCGUGCAGCAGGAGGAGGAGAAGGCCGAGCAGCGGAAGAGGAUGCGGGCUGAGAAGAAAGCCUUGAAGAAGAAGAAGAAGGCGAGCGGCGGCGACACACGCAGAGCGGACGAGGAGGAGGAGCAGGGCGACGUGGAGGAAGAGCAGCCCUCCAAACGAAGAAGGGUGGAGAACAGUUCGCCCCUGACUGGAGCAGUGCCACACGGGGAGGUGGACAAAGGUCUCUCUGGGACACCCGCACCUGUGGACGUCGGUCCCCCUUCCAAGCAGAAGGAGAAGGCCGCCUCCCUGAAGCGGGAUAUGCCCAAGGUGCCCCACGACAGCAGCAAGGACAGCAUCACCGUCUUCGUCAGCAACCUGCCCUACAGCAUGGCGGAGCCCGACGUGAAGCUCAGGCCGCUCUUCGAGGCCUGUGGGGAGGUGGUCGAGAUCCGCCCCAUCUUCAGCAACCGCGGGGAUUUCCGAGGCUAUUGCUACGUGGAGUUUAAAGAAGAAAACUCUGCCCUUAAGGCCCUGGAGUUGGACCGGAAGAACGUAGAAGGGAGGCCGAUGUUCGUUUCCCCCUGUGUGGACAAGAGCAAGAACCCGGAUUUCAAGGUGUUCAGGUAUAGCACUGCCCUGGAGAAACACAAGCUGUUCGUCUCUGGCCUGCCCUUCUCCUGCACCAAAGAGGAACUGGAAGACAUCUGUAAGGCUCAUGGCACCGUGAAAGACCUCAGGCUGGUCACCAACCGGGCUGGCAAACCAAAGGGUCUGGCCUACGUGGAGUACGAGAAUGAGUCGCAGGCGUCGCAGGCUGUGAUGAAGAUGGACGGCAUGACCAUCAAAGAGAAUGUCAUCAAAGUGGCGAUCAGCAACCCCCCUCAGAGGAAAGUUCCGGAGAAGCCAGAGGCGAGGAGAGCACCAGGUGGUCCCAUGGUGCCGCGGCAGAUGUACGGAGCGCGAGGAAAGGGAAGGACCCAGCUCGCUCUGCUGCCUCGUGCCCUGCAGCGCCCGGGCGCUGCCGCUCCUCAGGCUGAGAACGGCCCUGCCCCAUGUCCAGCGGUCUCCACCUCUGCGGCCACUGAGGCUCCCAAGAUGACCAACGCUGACUUUGCCAAGUUGCUUCUGAGAAAGUGAACGCGAUGCUGUGAGGGACAGGAAAUGCCUUACUCCAGGCUGGUCAGGCGGACCACCCACCGCCCAGCAGCGCCUGGGUGACGGAGGGCCGUGCAGCACCCACGUGCUUCUGGACCCAACGGGCGUAGACAGAAGGGGAGAGUGUUCCACCUGAAGAGGCGUCGAGUGCUCCCUCACAUUGAGGGCAGUGGGGGAGGGGUGGCCCCGCAGGGUGGCUGUCCCUACAUACUUUGGUGUCCUGAGAGUGAGGAGCAGAGGUGACACUGGAACAUGGCUCUUGAGACCCACUUGUCCCCAUGCUUUGGGCCACCUCUGGCCCCUUUUGUAAGACGUUUCUCUCACUUCCCGCACAGCACACAUGCCCGUCACGCUCAUGAAAGAUGAACAGUGGCAGACGCUAGUGACUCACCAGAAUGGCCUAUUUUAGUAAGGGGUGGGGAGGGGGAGGCCCCAAAACACAUUGGACGGGCUUUUGUUCACGGGGAUUGUGUUUUUCUAUUAUGUAUUUGUAAAGGACAUGUCAACUGUUAAAAGCAAAAUAUUUGCGACGUGUUUUCUAUGGGAA